AUGCCUGUCUCGUGUCUUGAGCAGCUACUCCAAACCGAAUACUGGGUCUUCGAGCAGCCGGGGUCUGGGAUUCGAGCAAUUCGCUCACACGAAUGGUCUCUACCUGCUGACUUGAUGGAUGUGGUCGAUGUGAUUACACCGACCAACGUUUUUAUCCACCCGACCGUCCAAUUUCGAUUGGGCGCACCUACUCCAAUCUGGGAAGAGGAAAGUCAUCUGCCGAUGUAUCAAGACCUCAUCGAUGAAGAUCUAUUAGAUCGUGGCAGACUGGAGAUUCUGACCCAGGAGGAACUAUCCGCGAAUCCCACAGGCGACUGGUGCCACCGUGCGACCCACGGUGCCGUCAGCGGUGAUGUGUCUCUCUACCAACGACUGAAUCUACUAGGUGGUGCAUUAGCCAACAUCGGUGCCAACAAAGCCUGUGAACUAAUGGGUGACUUUCGCGUGGGCUUUCUUCUGCAAACCCCACCACGGCUCCAAUACUUUGCUCAACUCAUCGGAACACUAUUCGCCACAAUUGUCGCCCCGGUCAUCUUCAAACUCUUCACUACCGCUUACCCAUGUAUCAUUGCUGAGGGCGCAAAUGGUAACAGUACCGAUGCCGCCGCCGCUCAAGGCCGCCGCUGUGAAUUCAGCGGACCCUCCAUCGCGACAUGGCGCGCGGUGGCUGUCGCAACAACCUCUGGAGCCUCUGGGCAGUCGGCUAUUCCAGAAGCGAGCGGGCGAUUCGCUGUGUUGUUCGCAGCCGUCGGCGUGAUGAUUGUGUUACUGCGGAAUAUGCUAAGAGCUUUCCCAGCUAAGGUAUAUUUGCCUAAUAUGAUGAUGAUGGGGUUGGCUUUUACGAUGCCUUCGCCGCCGUAUGGAAUUGCGAUGUUGAUGGGGGCACUGGGGGCACGCAUGUGGAAGUGGAGGGAGGAGAGGACGUUUGAGACGUAUUCGUCAUCAGUGGCAGCGGGGUUAGUGGCUGGGGAGGGGAUUGGGGGUAUAGUGAAUGGAGUUCUGACGAUUGCGGUGGGCUGGGGAGGAGAUGGCUGA
Molecule: messenger RNA, 1035 nt
Organism: Penicillium roqueforti
Lineage: Eukaryota; Fungi; Ascomycota; Eurotiomycetes; Eurotiales; Aspergillaceae
Exons: 3
Coding region: 1-1035 (344 amino acids)
Cellular component (GO): fungal-type vacuole membrane
Molecular function (GO): oligopeptide transmembrane transporter activity; serine-type peptidase activity
Source: RefSeq, a predicted model, not a curated record